This is a messenger RNA of Perca fluviatilis (European perch), 4027 nucleotides long. RefSeq names its product atlastin 3 (gene atl3). Gene Ontology annotation, biological process: protein homooligomerization; endoplasmic reticulum organization. The record is from RefSeq and is a predicted model, not a curated record. The transcript is spliced from 14 exons. Gene Ontology annotation, molecular function: GTP binding; GTPase activity. The coding region runs from base 179 to 1714 and encodes 511 amino acids. NCBI's taxonomy places the organism in Eukaryota, Metazoa, Chordata, Actinopteri, Perciformes, Percidae.
UUUCCCAGACGACGUUGCGCAGGCUGAAGACGGAAGUGUGUGAGUUUCGUGGAGGAAAAGAAGUUCUCGUAGUUGUUUUCAUGCCAGUGUAAAAAGUCACACUUUAGUCGUUUCUCGGCUCUUGAGAUUGUGUUGAAGCUGUUUGAAGACACCAAAGUUUACAGGGACCAGUAUCAGGAUGGGGAGUAAACCAGGCCCAGUACAGAUCGUCACAGUGUGUAAGGAGGAACACUCCUUUGCUUUGGACACCGAGGCUUUGGCUCGGGUUCUACUGGCUCCUGAGGUCCGAGACAAACACGUGGUCGUCCUGUCGGUGGCCGGAGCCUUCAGAAAGGGCAAGAGCUUCCUGCUUGAUUUCAUGCUCCGCUACAUGUACAGAAAGGAUGAUGAAAACUGGCUGGGUGAGGAUGAUGAGCCGCUGACUGGAUUUUCUUGGAGAGGGGGUUCAGAACCAGAGACAACAGGCAUCCAGCUGUGGAGUGAAGUUUUCCUCAUCAAAAAGAGUGAUGGAACAAAGGUGGCAGUAGUGUUGAUGGACACUCAGGGUGCCUUUGAUAACCAGUCCACCGUGAAGGACUGUGCCACCAUCUUUGCCCUCAGCACCAUGACCAGCUCAAUACAGAUCUACAAUCUGUCACAGAACAUACAAGAGGACGAUCUGCAGCAGCUACAGCUGUUCACGGAGUAUGGUCGUCUUGCCAUGGAUGAGAUCUUUCUGAAGCCCUUCCAGUCUUUGAUGUUCCUAAUCAGAGACUGGAGCUUCCCCUAUGAAUAUGACUACGGUUUUAAAGGAGGCAAUGAAUUCCUGGAUAAACGGUUACAGGUGAAUGAGUCCCAACAUGAGGAGCUGCAAACAGUGAGGGAUCACAUCCAUUCAUGCUUCACCAGCAUUUCCUGCUUCUUGUUACCUCACCCUGGGUUGAAGGUUGCCACCAGCCCUGUCUUUAAGGGACAACUUAAUGUGGUUGCCCCUGAGUUCAAAGAGGAGCUGAAGAGCCUGAUCCCCAAACUGCUGCAUCCCAAUCGUCUGGCUGAGAAAGAAAUAAAUGGAAACAAAGUCACAUGCCGGGGCCUGCUUGAGUUCUUCAAGGCUUACAUCAAGAUUUACCAGGGAGAAGACUUGCCACAGCCAAAGACUAUGCUCAUGGCUACAGCAGAGGCCAAUAACCUGGCAGCCGUGGCAACAGCCAAAGAUCAGUAUCACAAGAACAUGGAGAAGGUGUGUGGGGGAGACUUGCCCUACGUGGCUCCUGACUCUCUGGAGGAAAAACACCACUUCUACAGCCGAGAGGCUCUUCACAACUUCUCUUCGACCAAGAAGAUGGGCGGACAAGAGUUCUGUCACCGUUACCAAGCACAGCUGGAAAAGGAGCUGGAGGAAAUGUGGCAUUCCCUCAGCAAGCACAAUGCGUCAAAAAAUCUCUUCAGUGCCUUCCGGACACCUGCAGUGCUGUUUGUCCUGGUGUGCCUCCUCUACGUGCUGUCAGGUGUGUUGCUCUUCAUUGGCCUGGCUACCUUCGCCUUGGUGUGUGACUGUACACUGGGUGUGGUUAUGAUGUCGAUGCUGACGUGGGCCUUCAUCCGCUACUCUGGUCGGUACCGGACUGUAGGGGGAGCUAUCGACCAGGCCGCAGGUGUCGUCCUAGAGCAGGCCACCGUGGUGUUGAACAAGUCGAGAGGUACAGGCACCAGUAGCCUGAAGAAAUCCAGUUAGAGGACCUCUGGACCUUCAUAAUCUCGAUGCAAUGCUACCAGCACACAACACAAGCACACAUUCAGCACUAAAGCCUUAUCAUGCCACCCAUUGGAACAAACAUGCAGCUCAACCACAUCGGCACAGGGUACAAACAUGAUGCCAAUUCACCAGCAUCUUUAUUAUGCACAUUACUCUGCCUAUUAUAAGUCCAGGCUUAUAUAAGGGUGACUGGAUUCACUGGUGGCAAUAACAGGGAGAUAAACCAUCCAAAUCCCUCUUAUUGACACUUCAUGUCUUGAAUUGACACUGCCAUCAUUUUACAAGUUUACAAUUGGUCUUAAUAGACAAGUUAAUGUUUACCUUUAAACUUAUUAAAAACCCUUUCUUGGUUGUAUAUUGUUCAAAUUGGGGUAGUCAGGGUGAUUUUCAAACCAAGCUUUUGCAGUAUAUCUCAUUACCUUAAAAAGUGCUGGCUUAAAAGCUUAUACAUUUAUACAUAUUUCUUUGUGGCUAUAUUUUUUUACUUUGUGGCCUUAAAAACAAUAUAAUACAUCAAAUUUAUACAGCGCUUUUCUAGGUCAAAGUCGCUUUACAUAGCAGAAUAAAAGAAAAAAUUCCAUUAUUUUUGUAGAUUUGCUUUAUAUUUGAUAUAAACUAGCAUUUCUAGAAGGGUGAACUGUCACUACUUUGAAAGAGAAGAGGGUAUGCACUUCUAUAUAGCACAGUAGAUUUUGGAAGCUGCAUGUAAUGGGAGUUCAGUUGAAUCUCAUUUGUUUCAAGUGCUUUGCCGUUCUUUGAUGAAAGCGCGUUAUACUUUGUAGAUUUUGAUACUAGACUCUUCUAGCGAAAUUAUAUAUAGGAAUUUAUAUUCUGCAACAUUUUCCAAAUCCAAAGAUAUGACACUAUUGGAAUACUUAAAGCUGUUCAACGCACAAGAUAAUAAUAAAACUAGGGACCAGUCAGCCAAAGAGUUAGCUUUAAAUAUUUUAAUUAUACUUUGACCUUGUACUCAGUGAGAAAAAACUAUGCCACUCAAACAUUGCAAGUGUUAAACAUGCAUGGAAUAAAUAAGCAGGGUGUUAAAACAUUCAGACAGAAAACACAAUAAGCAGUAGAAACCUGUAGAAAAUGGGACUGAGUGGCUGUUUGUACACAUCUCAAUAUUCAGAAGACUGCAGCACUUGGAUAUAUUAUGAUCAUAUUUGGUAGUUGUCAAACAUUCUUAACGUGUAGUCGUGUUUGCACUUCAGAAACUAAUUCCUGAUGUAAUGCUUUUAGUGACUACUCGUAGCCUGUGCUAUCAGCUCCACUGUAAGUAAACACUGUGAUACAUCAUUGUGGUGUAUUGUUCACAUUGGUGACCUGGCUGCAGCUAAAAUGGAUAUUUCAACUAUUUCAGUUACAGUUUUAAAAUAAUCACUAAAUGUGACUUAUCAAUCCAGCUUGAAACCAUUGUGUGCUUGUGUCAGAGCUUUGCUUCAACCGAAUUGCACGUAAUGGUUGCAUAACAUAAUAAAAACCAUAUUACAGAAAAGGAAAAAUGAUACACUUGGACUUGUUUCUUAGUCCUUGUUUACCUGCAGCCAUUUAACCAAUCAGCUGUAUUUUUCCAAAAUUAGUCAUACAGGGAAUUAAAAGAGUUGACUACUCAGUGGAUGUAUAAGGUUUUAGUUUUCCUUUGUGGGGCCAAGCAGGGCUUCUCAGGCUAACUCCGAAUGAAUCAGGCAUUGGAUUAAAGGACUCUGAUUAUUUGCAACUUUGCCUUACAUCUCUGAAUAUGAGAGGCCAAUUCUUUCCGAAACAUUGGAGAAGUGGAAUGGCAAGAAUUCAGUAUUGUAAAAUAGGCCUUUGAAAUGCCAUAAGAUUGUGUGGCCUGAGAACAAAAAUAGGAUAAUAUAGUCUGUAGUGUUUUUUGCAUUGUGCACUUCAACAACUAGCCAUAUAUUUCCUGUUUGAGCACAGGACAGAGUGGACACACAAAAAGCUGAUAAACAGUGCUUUCAUUUGACAGGGUUUUCACGAUACUGUAGGUAUAAGUCGUAAGAAUACAAGGCCAAAAAAUAUGGAAAUAUGGAGGAUGAGAGACUUUUCUCAAUCCAUGAUUUUUGACCAUCAUUUUGCACAUUCGAUGUCUGUUCAAGAUGUUUUACAAGCACUUUCUAUUGCACUCACCCUCCUCUUCAGUGCUUUUUGCACACAGCUCAUUCCAAGGUGAAUAAAUGCAUGCAAUAUUGUAGCUACGGCUAAUGUAAUCAUCUCUUGUGGGGGUAAGGUGGCCUUGACUUGAGAAAUGCUGUUUUCAAAAAAAUAAACAAAGCUUGAAACUGUUAA